This is a messenger RNA of Lemur catta (Ring-tailed lemur), 6270 nucleotides long. It is a transcript of the gene EPB41L1, whose product is annotated as erythrocyte membrane protein band 4.1 like 1. The record is from RefSeq and is a predicted model, not a curated record. The transcript is spliced from 22 exons. Gene Ontology annotation, biological process: cortical actin cytoskeleton organization. Gene Ontology annotation, molecular function: actin binding; structural molecule activity. Gene Ontology annotation, cellular component: plasma membrane; cytoskeleton. Lineage: Eukaryota; Metazoa; Chordata; Mammalia; Primates; Lemuridae. The coding region runs from base 199 to 2808 and encodes 869 amino acids.
AGGAGCGAGCGCGCGAGCGAGCGGGGCAUUUCUGCGCAGCUCGAGUGCGCCUGGGAGCCCGCCCGGGCGGCCGCCGGACGCAAGGACCAAGAGACAGACAGUGCCCGGAAGCCGCUUCGCCGCCGCCAGGUGCCUGACUGACAGACGUCUUUGCCCCCAGGGUGCUGGUGUGGACAGAGGAGGGGCGUGCUGGUCACCAUGACAACAGAGACAGGCCCCGAUUCUGAGGUGAAGAAGGUACAGGAGGAGGCCCCACAGCAGCCUGAGGCCGCCGCCUCUGUGACCACCCCUGUGACCCCCGCAGGCCACGGCCACCUGGAGGCCAACUCCAAUGAGAAGCAUCCGCCCCAGCAGGACACUCGGCCUGCUGAACAGAGCCUAGACAUGGAGGAGAAGGACUACAGUGAGGCCGAUGGCCUGUCAGAGAGGACCACGCCCAGCAAGGCCCAGAAAUCACCCCAGAAGAUUGCCAAGAAAUACAAGAGUGCCAUCUGCCGAGUCACUCUGCUUGAUGCCUCCGAGUAUGAGUGUGAGGUGGAGAAACAUGGCCGGGGCCAGGUGCUAUUUGACCUGGUCUGUGAGCACCUCAACCUCCUGGAGAAGGACUACUUUGGCCUGACCUUCUGUGAUGCGGACAGCCAAAAGAACUGGCUGGACCCAUCCAAGGAAAUCAAGAAGCAGAUCCGGAGCAGCCCCUGGAAUUUUGCCUUCACAGUCAAGUUCUACCCCCCUGACCCUGCCCAGCUGACAGAAGACAUCACAAGAUACUACCUGUGCCUGCAGCUGCGGGCAGACAUCAUCACGGGCCGGCUGCCCUGCUCCUUUGUCACGCAUGCCCUGCUGGGCUCCUACGCCGUGCAGGCUGAGCUAGGCGACUAUGACGCUGAGGAGCAUGUCGGCAACUAUGUCAGCGAGCUCCGCUUUGCCCCUAACCAGACCCGGGAGCUGGAGGAGAGGAUCAUGGAGCUACACAAGACAUACAGGGGCAUGACCCCAGGAGAAGCAGAAAUCCACUUCCUUGAGAACGCCAAGAAGCUUUCCAUGUACGGAGUAGAUCUGCACCAUGCCAAGGACUCUGAGGGCAUCGACAUCAUGUUAGGUGUCUGUGCCAAUGGCCUGCUCAUCUACCGGGACCGGCUGAGAAUCAACCGCUUUGCCUGGCCCAAGAUUCUCAAGAUCUCCUACAAGAGGAGUAACUUCUAUAUCAAGAUCCGGCCAGGGGAGUAUGAGCAGUUUGAGAGCACAAUUGGCUUUAAGCUCCCAAACCACCGGUCAGCCAAGAGACUAUGGAAGGUCUGCAUCGAGCAUCACACGUUCUUCCGGCUGGUGUCCCCUGAGCCUCCGCCCAAGGGCUUCCUGGUGAUGGGCUCUAAGUUCCGGUAUAGUGGGAGGACCCAGGCACAGACCCGCCAGGCCAGUGCCCUCAUCGACCGGCCUGCACCCUUCUUUGAGCGCUCCUCCAGCAAACGGUACACCAUGUCCCGCAGCCUUGACGGAGCAGAGUUCUCCCGCCCAGCCUCGGUCAGCGAGAACCACGAUGCAGGGGCUGAUGGUGACAAGCGAGAGGAGGAUGGCGAGUCUGGGGGACGGCGGUCAGAGGCCGAGGAAGGAGAGGUCAGGACCCCCACCAAGAUCAAGGAGCUGAAGUUCUUAGACAAGCCAGAGGACGUCUUGCUGAAGCACCAGGCCAGCAUCAAUGAGCUCAAGAGAACCCUGAAAGAACCUAACAGCAAACUGAUCCACCGGGAUCGAGACUGGGAGCGGGAGCGCAGGCUGCCCUCCUCACCCGCCUCCCCAUCCCCCAAGGGCACCCCUGAGAAAGCCAAUGAGAGAGCAGGGCUGAGGGAGGGCUCGGAGGAGAAAGUCAAACCACCACGUCCCCGGGCCCCAGAGAGUGACACAGGAGAGGAGGACCAGGACCAGGAGAGGGACGCGGUGUUCCUGAAGGACAACCACCUGGCCAUUGAGCGCAAGUGCUCCAGCAUCACGGUCAGCUCCACGUCCAGCCUGGAGGCUGAGGUGGACUUCACGGUUAUUGGCGACUACCACGGCAGCGCCUUUGAAGACUUCUCCCGCAGCCUGCCUGAGCUUGACCGAGACAAAAGCGACUCAGAAACUGAGGGCCUGGUGUUCGCCCGGGAUCUCAGCAAGGGGCCCCCCAGCCAAGAUGAUGAGUCUGGGGGCAUCGAGGACAGCCCGGAUCGAGGGGCCUGCUCCACCCCGGAUAUGCCCCAGUUUGAGCCCGUGAAAACGGAAACCAUGACUGUCAGCAGUCUGGCCAUCAGAAAGAAGAUUGAGCCGGAGGCUGUACUGCAGACCAGAGUCACCACUGUGGACCACACACAGCAGGUUGAUGGGAGUGCCUCGGUGGGGAAGGAGUUCAUAACAACCACUCCCUCCAUCACCACGGAGACCAUAUCAACCACCAUGGAGAACAGUCUCAAGUCCGGGAAGGGGGCAGCUGCCAUGAUCCCAGGCCCACAGACGGUGGCCACGGAAAUCCGUUCUCUUUCUCCGAUCAUCGGGAAAGAUGUCCUCACCAGCACCUACGGCGCCACUGCGGAAACCCUCUCAACCUCCACCACCACCCAUGUUACCAAAACUGUGAAAGGAGGGUUUUCCGAGACGAGGAUUGAGAAGCGAAUCAUCAUUACUGGGGACGAAGAUGUUGAUCAAGACCAGGCCCUGGCUUUGGCCAUCAAGGAGGCCAAACUGCAGCAUCCAGAUAUGCUGGUAACCAAAGCUGUCGUAUACAGAGAAACAGACCCAUCCCCAGAGGAGAGGGACAAGAAGCCACAGGAAUCCUGACCUCUGUGAAGAGAUGCUGGCAUUUCUGGUCCAACCCAAGCCAGAGAACCAUUAAGAAGGGGCCUUCAUUCUGGAUUCUCCAACGCAACACCGACGUCCCAGCUGCGACGUACUGUCACUGAUGAGAGACUGGGAAGGGAAAAGCAUAUAUAUAUAGAUAUAUAUAUAGAUAUAGUUAUAUAUACAGGAAACACCGCGUCCUUGCACUGCUGCUGGGGCUGGCAGAGCAGUCGGCCAACAGCAACAACCAACAUCUGAACACCUACUUUUCCUUUGCAGACAAAUCGAAGAAUUGGUGGGAUUUUUCAGGAAAAAACAAAUUAUAAUAACCAUAAUCCCUCGCUCUCCCCUUUCUCCUGCCAAAUAACAAAAGCAAGCCAGACCACGAUGAUUGUAGAAGUCCCAUACCACCCUGGUUCUGCACGUUACAGUUAGCGGACGAACUUUCCAUUCGCUCUUCUCCAGCAUCUGUUACCCACUUGAAUGCAAAGGAAAACACUCGUGCAGCAAAGCAAGAGAAGUCGCAGCAGCAAGACACGCACAGUCAACCAUUUUCUGAGAAAGAAAGAAAAUUCCCCACUCGUAAAGGAGGAGGAGGAACACUGGAUUAUUAUUUUCUGGGUCUUGACACUGGGCUGCAAAAUCCACCUUCCUUUCUUCCGCCUCCCCUCCCCCUCGACUCUCACAUGUCUUGUUGUCAUUUUCUGUCUCAGUUCCCUCCUCCCCCUCUUUCUCCCCCUCUGUGUCCUGGUCCCACUGAGGGCCACUGCAGAUGACUCUCCUUUGAAACGAGAAAAAGAAAAGAAAGCAGGAACAGAAAACUAAGCCACAGGAAGGGAAGUAGACAUUGUAUGUUUAUGCUUUCUCAUUAUGAAGGUGCAGCUUGUAGGAGAUUUGUACGGAUGUGCUUUUAAGUUAUGUAUAUUGCAUAUAACAGGAAACAAAUAUUAAAAUAAACAGUGCUGGUAAGUAUGAAGCUGACAUUUUAAAAUUAUAAUUAUCUGACUGUGAUUGACGUAUCCCAAGGUUCCUAGAUCUCACUGAACUGGCCUGGCUAAGGAGACCUGGACUCUGGGUGUGGGUUGGCUCACAGUAGAGGCUGACGGGUUCAGUGUAGUAAUUCCGUGUGUGGUGUUUGUAAUUGGUUGAUUGGUGGGGAGGGGUGGGGACCCCAAAUGGAGAGGUGGGGGUUUGGCAAGAAGGAAGCAACACAGAUAGAGUCCCGAACAUGCUGGUCCAAGAUGCCUUCUCCCCCCCGGGCAGUAGCAGCCAGGACCCGGUCUGUGCUCAGGCACAGGGUCCGGACUUAGGACUCUGCUGCUGAGAUUCCCACAGUGGAGGUCCCUGGCUUAGUCCUCCUACCUCCCUAGGGGGCUUGCCUUGGUUUUCAGUCCUCUCUUUCUCUCUUGCUCUGUUUCUUUUUUCCAUGUCUUACCCUUCCCUGACCACAUUGAUAACCAACUCCAUAUCCAAAGGGAGGUGAUGCCCUUGGCCAUGGUAGAAGAUGGUGGCUUUAACCUGGCUGUCUGAAAAUUCCCAGCUCAGUCUUUUCCUCUACCCCUUUCCUUAUUCUGAAUCAUUCUCUUCUUCCUGGGCCAAAGUAGCCAUGACAAAGAGGCCAUGGACACAGAUAGGGCAGACCCUGAUAGAUCAAAACUGCAUUUCCAAAGGUCUCACCUGCCCCGGGACAAGCUGAGGGUGAAAGGUGGUGUUGCUUGAAGCUCCAUCUCUGUAAGACCUUGGUUUUGGAGACCUCUCCUUCAGUUAGCAUCUGAGCUCUGAGCCUGUGCCUUCGGAGUCCCAGAAAUCGCCUCGAGAUCACCGAAGCCCUUGGAAAAGACCCUGUCACAAGCGUGGUAUUGCCCUGUAGCACAUGUGGGCUUCCUCAGACUGGCCUGCCACAAGCUACUUCCCUGAGCUCAGCGAGUGUCCCUUUAUGAGGGAAAAUGUCCCACUGCACUAUAAUUCUCAAUUCCAUCUUACUCCCCAGUCUUGCUUCUAAAGCAGUUGAUAUAUUCAUUCAACAAAUAUUUACUGAGUGCUUACCUGUGCCAGGCACUAUUCUCAGGCUGAAGGAGAAAGUAGGAGGGGAGGGCAGCACCUGGGAGGCCCCCUGAGCCAGCCUUAUAUCUGCAACUAUGGCUGGCCCCUCCGAGAGCAUCUGCCCACUCUCUUCAACCUAUUGGACAUUGCCCAGGGAUGUCCCCCAGAGGCCCAGGCUAGAUACACUCCCUGGGCUUGCUUGUCAGUGACAACAUGCGCCUCAGCUGCUGAGCUGGUGCUGACCUGAGGCAGGGCAAGAAACUAGAAUGGCAUUUGCCUCUCUGGGCAAAUGGGAAGUUCAGCGGGGCUGUCAGAUGGCAGAAUCAGCCACAUCCCCCAUGGAGCAGGCCAGUGGGCCCACUCCAGCUGCCCCUGAGUGCAGCAACAUACUUUCCAGCACCAGGUUCUUUUUACAAUCCUGGUGAAAAAGCCACACAACCUUCUCUCUGCCCUUCUCAACUUGAGAGCUCCCACUCUUUCUGGGUCAAGAGCUGGAACGGCUCCAUCCCCUCUGGGCCAUUUGGAAUUCAGCUCAGGCACCUCAUCUUUGUAAGAACCAGGUGUCCUGUGCACACGGGACACACCUCAGAGGGAGGAUCUUUGCUCUGGGUUUUGCACCUGCCUAUAGACCCUGGGUGUGUGGCUUCAGGGCAGGGAUGAAGUGACCAGGCUUAGCCUGUGGGCCACCAGGGUAUGGGGAGAUCUGCACCCCACAGAUGCUCUGACCUUCCUUCCACAGAGAGGCAGGCAGCACCACCAGGGAGGAGGGGACCUGCAAAGCUAAAAUCUAGGGCACUGUUUCCUCCCCAUCCUCCUCUUUAUAGAGAAUAGAGAUGUUUGUCUUGUCUGUCUUCAACCUACUUUUCCUUUUUUCUUUUUUAUGUUUCUCAUCCUCUCUGUGCUGCCUCUCCACCCAGGGGGCCAUGUAGCAGAGUGGGGAAAGUCCCAGAGGGACCAUCCUGGCUCAGCCCCUAACUCACCAUGUGACAUUAGGCUAGUCCCAUCCCCCCUUUUGGGCCUCUGUUUCCCCACUUGCAAAAUGAGCAGGGUAAACCAGAUGCUCCAGGGCCUUUUUCUACUCUGCCAUCCUACAGAUCUUCAUUUUCUUUUAUUUUGCUUUCUCUGGAUCUUUUCCAUCUGAGGGUACAGGAAGUGCCAGGACCUGUUUCAGUUUUUGAAUCCUGCAAGCACAUUCCAAGACUGGCCUGAAAUUGCAUGAGCAACAUCACUCUGAGUAAUUUUUUUUCAAAAGCACCUUACCAACCAAUUGCGAUGCUGUCCUGUUCCUUUUUACUCACACCCCUCUCUCCUCUCUUGUCCCCAUGCUCCCCCACCUCAGUGCUCUGUGCUGUAUGCGUGUGCUCUCUGUUCUUGUAUACUCAAUAAAAGUGAAAUAAAUGUGUUUGAUGCUGAACCACA